Molecule: messenger RNA, 780 nt
Organism: Penicillium canariense
Lineage: Eukaryota; Fungi; Ascomycota; Eurotiomycetes; Eurotiales; Aspergillaceae
Exons: 3
Coding region: 1-780 (259 amino acids)
Source: RefSeq, a predicted model, not a curated record
AUGGAUGCAGUCAGCAAAGUCGUGAACGCAGCCUCAACCGCCAUAUGGGGCGACAGCAGUGCCACCCAGCAACAGUCCACACCGCAGAGCGAAGAGCCUAUCUCCGGCGUCCAAGGCAAGGGUGUCGCCAAUGACCCCUACGACGCUGGUAACCGCGAAGAACAACCCGACGCGCCCUCCUCAGAAGAGAACACCGCCCCUCAGGAGCCGAGGCUGGAUGGCGCAACGACGGAGACUGCGGCAAAGGACACAACCACCGGACUAAAGACCAAGACCGCCUUGACGGAGGAUAACAACAAUGUCAGCGCCCCCAUUCCCACUCCGGCUCCCGUCGUGGCUGCCGUUUCGAGCUCGACUCCGGCUGAGGCUGGUGGUAGCAGCGCCACCAAUGGCGAAACCAAGCCUGAGCAGCGUGCGACUGAAAGCACCGAGGGCCAGAGCAGCCAGGCGCCUCAUGUGGGCCGCCAGGACGCGAGCCCGGAGGCGCUGAGGGGUCCUCAGGGCCCGGCACCACAUCCUGCGGAGGAGUUUGAGGACGAGGCUAAGAGAGUCAAACCUGCGAAGAAAGACGCGGCGCCUGCUGAGGAGAAUUGUGGAACUAACGUCCGUUGGGCGCUAGCUCAUAAACCAAGCUCCACGAAUAGUUCGUCCAAGAGCAACGACAAGGCGUCCCAAGGAAGCGAAAAGGGUAAUGGCGGUGGGAAGCAUAGCCCUCUGCACAAGAUGAAGGAGAAGUUGAGCAAGGUUGCGCAUCCCCGCCAUGGCAGCAACAAAGCGUAA